AAACCACCGAUUGGCGUUCGGCGAUUUUUCUUGCAGUUUCGCUUCGUGGGAAGUUGGAAUCUUAGGCCGAUCCUAAGAGAAACUUAGCUGUUUUUGUCCGUAGUGAUGUCGAAUUCUGGGACUCGACGGAACGGGUCUAGCAUCAAAAUCAGACUGACAGUAUUAUGUGCCAAGAAUCUGGCUAAAAAGGACUUCUUCCGGUUGCCCGACCCUUUCGCUAAAGUAGUAGUGGAUGGAUCGGGACAGUGCCACUCCACGGACACAGUCAAGAGCACACUGGACCCCAAGUGGAACCAGCAUUACGACCUGUAUAUUGGGAAGACAGACUCCAUAACCAUCAGCAUAUGGAACCACAAGAAGAUCCACAAAAAGCAGGGAGCGGGCUUCCUGGGCUGUAUCCGACUCCUCUCCAACGCCAUCAGCAGACUGAAGGACACAGGCUACCAGCGGUUGGAUCUAUGCAAGCUGAACCCCACUGACAGCGAUACAGUACGCGGCCAAAUAGUAGUAAGCUUGCAGACGCGAGAUCGGAUAGGAAGUGGGGGGCCUGUGGUGGACUGCAGAGGACUGUUAGAAAGUGAAGGACCAGUGUAUGAAGACUCAGGACCGGGACGGCCCCUCAGCUGCUUCAUGGAGGAGCCCCUGCCCUACACCGACAGCACGGGGGCCUCGGGCGGGGGCAGUUGCCGCUCCCUGGAGUCACCCAAUCAGGAGCAGAGGCUCCAAGCACAGCGAAUCAGAAACCAGGACACCAGAGGUCACGCGCACACUCCUCAGAACCGACCCCACGGUCACCAGUCACCCGACCUCCCUGAGGGCUACGAACAAAGGACGACAGUCCAGGGCCAGGUCUAUUUCCUGCACACACAGACCGGCGUCAGCACAUGGCACGACCCAAGAAUACCACGGGGCCUCAACAGCGUGAGCUGUGAAGACCUGGGCCCUCUGCCCCCAGGCUGGGAGAUCAGGAGCACGGUGUCAGGGAGGAUUUACUUUGUGGACCACAAUAACAGGACGACGCAGUUCACCGACCCCAGGUUGCAUCACAUAAUGAGUCAGCAGUCUCAGGUAAAGGAGUCCAGCCAGGCCCUGCCGGUGCAGCCGGAGGUGCCGGUAGAGGAGGGGGGUGAGGGUGAGGUGCCGGUCCGCUACGAGAGGGACCUGGUCCAGAAACUCAAGCUGCUUCGGCACGAGCUCUCCCUGCAGCAGCCUCAAGCCGGACACUGCCGCAUCGAGGUGUCCCGUGAGGAGAUCUUUGAGGAGUCUUACAGACAGAUCAUGAAAAUGAGGCCAAAAGACCUUAAGAAGCGGCUCAUGGUCAAAUUCCGUGGAGAAGAGGGAUUAGACUAUGGUGGAGUUGCAAGGGAGUGGCUAUAUCUUCUCUGCCAUGAGAUGCUAAAUCCUUACUACGGCCUCUUCCAGUAUUCUACAGAUAACAUCUAUACUUUACAAAUAAAUCCAGACUCCUCCAUCAAUCCUGAUCAUCUUUCGUAUUUCCACUUUGUGGGGCGGAUCAUGGGUCUGGCCGUGUUCCACGGUCACUACAUCAACGGGGGCUUCACCCUGCCCUUCUAUAAACAGCUGUUGGGGAAGCCCAUCCAGCUGUCCGACCUGGAGACGGUCGACCCCGAGCUGCACAAGAGCCUGGUGUGGAUCCUAGAGAAUGACAUCACCCCUGUCCUGGAUCACACAUUUUGUGUAGAGCAUAACGCCUUUGGCAAAUUUCUCCAGCAUGAGCUCAAACCCAAUGGCAGGAACAUCCCAGUCACAGAAGACAACAAAAAAGAAUAUGUCAGGUUGUACGUGAACUGGAGGUUUAUGAGGGGAAUCGAGGCCCAGUUUUUAGCCCUGCAGAAAGGCUUUAAUGAAUUAAUCCCUCAGCAUCUGCUCAAGCCAUUCGAUCACAAGGAGCUAGAGCUGAUUAUCGGGGGCCUGGGGAAGAUCGAUCUGAACGACUGGAAGGCCAACACGCGGCUCAAGCACUGCGUGGCCGACAGCAACAUCGUCAAGUGGUUCUGGCAGGCGGUGGAGUCCUUCGACGAGGAGAGGAGGGGGCGGCUGCUGCAGUUCGUCACGGGGUCCACGCGGGUCCCCCUACAGGGGUUCAAAGCACUGCAAGGUUCUACAGGUUCUGCAGGACCAAGACUGUUCACUAUCCAUUUAAUAGAUGCCAACACAGAAAACCUCCCUAAAGCCCAUACUUGCUUUAACCGCAUCGACAUCCCGCCGUACGAGUCGUACGAGAAGCUGUACGAGAAGCUCCUGACGGCGGUGGAGGAGACUUGCGGCUUCGCCGUGGAGUGACGGUCCCGCCCGUGCCAACCGCCCGGUGACGAGCAGAAACUACACCCAGUGGGGAGGGGGAUGGGGAUACGGGGAGGGGCAGCCUGGAGCCUCCAGUGGAGUAGCAAAGAGAAGGCCGACGGCACAAGCCUGACCUGCCAGCUCCACCCCCCAGGGGUCACAACCUGAAAACACUUCCUAAGAGUUCUAAGAGUAUUUAUUCUUUUUGUGUGGUUUUAAGACUGCAU
This is a messenger RNA of Megalops cyprinoides (Indo-Pacific tarpon), 2531 nucleotides long. RefSeq names its product SMAD specific E3 ubiquitin protein ligase 1 (gene smurf1). Gene Ontology annotation, biological process: negative regulation of BMP signaling pathway; ubiquitin-dependent protein catabolic process. Gene Ontology annotation, molecular function: ubiquitin protein ligase activity; protein binding. The transcript has 18 exons. NCBI's taxonomy places the organism in Eukaryota, Metazoa, Chordata, Actinopteri, Elopiformes, Megalopidae. The coding region runs from base 106 to 2304 and encodes 732 amino acids. The record is from RefSeq and is a predicted model, not a curated record.